CGAGAGACCUUCGCGCGUAUCACUUCGAACUUAGGAGCCAUAAAUUUUUGUUUUUCAAUAUAUAUAUAUAUAUACAUAUAAAUAUAUAUAUAGUGCAAUUUGUGAAUAUCGUUAAAAAAUUAAUAAUUUAAUAAAAUGCGUGUCAAGUGAUUAUAAAUUUUUUUUUUUCAAUGUGUAAACCAAUAAUGCCGUGUUUUAAAAAUAUUUACCUUUUCGUGGAAACAAUUUUACGAAAGGAUCCAUGAGCAGAGAAUCAAGUUGGUACCCGUGAUAUAAAGGACCCUAGGGUCCAAAAAUAACGUUCAGAAUCUGUUAUUGGCCUUAUGAUCUCCUGAAGACUUUUUCGGUGCAGCAGAACAUGAAGACUGAUCGCCUAUCAACAUUGCCCGGGAUCUGUAUACUGCUGACACUACUGGGCUCUAUUUUUCAUGUCGAAACAUUCGAUAUUCGGUCAUGUCACACACCACUUGGAAUGGAAACUGGAGCAAUUCCAGAUUCUGCCAUCAAUGCAUCAUCGUCCUACGUAACCAAUGUGGGACCAAAAAAUAGCAGAUUAAGAAAAGAAACAGCUGGCGGAGCGUGGUGUCCAAAAAAACAAAUAGAAAAUGGAGUACGAGAGUGGCUGCAGAUUGAUUUAAAGAGAACUUAUGUCGUUACUGGAAUCGAGACUCAAGGUCGAUUUGAUCACGGACGAGGACAAGAAUACGUCGAGGAAUAUACUCUAGAGUAUCGAAGAACAACUUUCGGUGAUUGGAAACCAUACAAGAGUUGGGAUGGCAAAGAGGUUUUAGCUGGUAACAGUGAUACGUCGUCAGUCGUUUCACACGAGCUUAUUCCGCCGAUUUUCGCGAGCCAGAUACGCGUGUUACCUCACUCCGUACACAGGCGCACGGUUUGCCUUCGCAUGGAGCUCAAAGGCUGCAAAGAUCAGAGUGGCUUAAUAAGUUAUACAAUGCCAGAAUCACCAAUGCCCGAAUUGAGCGACAGUUCUUACGAUGGAGUGAGAGAAUCUGGAAUACUCUCUGGAGGCUUAGGUCGACUGAUCGAUGGAGAGACCGGUGCCGAUAAUUACAGGAUGGAUACCGGAUAUGGAAGAGGUAGUGGUUGGGUUGCCUGGAUGCGCGAUAUUUUUCUUAACAACUUCAUCGAGCUCAUUUUCCAAUUCGACGAUCUCAGAGUUUUCAACGCCGUUCACAUAUAUACCAACAAUUAUUUUUCACGAGAUGUUCAGGUUUUUUCAAAAGCAGAAGUUUGGUUUAGCGAAACCGAUGAAUUUGAUAAAGAAAAAGAGCCUAUUUCAUAUUCCUAUAUACCUGACACAAUUUUGGAGAACGCUCGCAAUGUAUCGAUUAAUUUACACAGUCAAGUUGGUCAAUACGUCAAAAUUCAUCUUUACUUUGCAGCAAGAUGGAUAAUAAUCAGUGAAAUAACAUUCGAGGAAUCCAAUCCAUUCGAGAACGUGACAGAGGAGACUGUGUCCAAAAUUAGUAAUGGGGAGGUUCGAGUAAACCAGGACGUGGACCUCAACUUACAAACGAUAACUGCAAGAGAAGAGGGCAAAGAAUACGUGGAGGUUUUAAUUGGCGUUCUAACAGCAGUAACAUUACUUUUAUUAUUAGUAUUUGUUAUUAUUUUAUUAUUGAGCCGUCGACAAAAACUACAAAGUUCACCGACAGUGUUAAAAAAUCCCUUUGGAUUUGCAAUCAACAUGAAACUCAAAUUUCCGGACUUCCUUCUAAAUUUGACCCCGGGUGGAAUGUUAAACAACAACGCCCACGUCUCUCCGGAUGUUCCGGAGGACGUUAGCAUGCACGAACCACUGACGAUGGAGCAGUUUAAUUCUCCUCUGGUAGACUCACAGUACAAGUCUACUUAUGCGGUUGUUGCGAAUUCUGAUUCACCGCAAAAAUUAAAUAAUCUCGACAGUCCUGAUAUUAAUGUACGUCUAAAGUCAAAAUCCGAAUGUUCAUCGUCAUCAUCAUCGUCAAAUUCGCCAAUUCGUCAAACUCAACAUUAUCGAACACUACAAACUUAUAAUAAUUCACCAGUGAGACCUAAUGUCAUUAAUUUGUCAAUUCGUCAUCGUGAUUCUGAUUAUGGACAUUCAAAAAGAUGGAACACUGCCCCAAAAGAAAAACAUAAAAUACCAGCACCUGUUGUCAGUUGGAAUAUCGCGCCUAGUAUGAAUAAACCGUAUAAGUGCAGGGAAAUUGAACCUACAAACAUACCACACCAAUGUCUACAUACAAUGGAGAAACUUGGCUCCAGUCAUAUUGGAGAGGUAAUAGUUUGUGCAGCAACGACUUUAGGUGAAAUUGACGAUGCUGAAGCUCUGAGAUUAAUUGUUGCUCGAGUACCAGCUUCUAACAAGGAGAGCAAGUGCAGUAAUGCAAGUGACGCUAUGAGGGAAGUACGCUUUCUGUCUGGCCUCUCUGAUCCAAACGUAGCUCGUGUUCUGGGUGUUUGCACAGCAGAUCCAGCAACGCCCUGGACGAUAAUCGAGUACACGGAGCUUGGCGAUCUUGCUCAUUAUUUACAAUACAGUGAGCCGCUCACUGGAAUACAGAGGCCAAACUGCAGUCUCAAUUUACUCAGUCAAAGUUGUCUACUUUACAUGGGAUUGCAAAUAGCAUCGGGUAUGAAGUUUCUGGAAUCGAAAAAUCUAGUGCAUAAGGAUUUGGCGGCGAGAAAUUGCCUUCUAGGACGAAAUUACACCGUAAAAGUGACAGACAUUGCCAUGUGCAGUGACCUUUAUAAAAAAGACUACAGCGACAUAGGUGGACGACCUUUAGCUCCAAUCAGAUGGCUCUCGUGGGAAAGUAUUUUAUUGGAUAGAUACACCUGUCCAAGUACCGUUUGGUCGUUCGCUGUCACAUUAUGGGAAGUCAUGAGUUUUGCGCGAGAAAAACCAUUUCAACAUCUUUCCAACGAACAAGUCAUACAAAAUGCUGAACUCAUGUAUUAUGGAGAGGAAUUACAAGUAUUUUUGCCAAAACCAAUGAUGUGUCCCGAGGACGUUUAUAAAGUAAUGUGUUCCUGCUGGCAAAGAGAUGAAGAUGAACGACCAACUUUUAAGGAUAUAUACACAUUCCUAAAGACUGUAACUGACUAUCGACCCAGUGCAUAAUCAUAGUUGACUGUGAUAAAACAAAAUUAUCUAAAUUUCAAUUCAAUUUUAAUUCUGAAAAUCGAUGAAGCAAAAUUUCAAACCCAAAAAAACUUCAAAAUCUUCAUUUUGUACAUCUAUAUUUUAUCCUAAUUUUUCCUUUUUUUGUUCAAUAUAGUCUGGACUAGAUAAUGUUAUACAAUUUUAGGAAAUUAAAAACAAAUUUCAAUGUUUUCAACUUUUUGGUAGUUUUAGAAAAUGAGUCAUAUUCUCGUAAAAAAAAAAAACUGAAACCGAUAUAAGUGUACAAUCGUUAAGUUUAAUCGUGUGAGAUAUUUUAUACUAUUUUAUGCUUCCAAAAGAAAAUGAAAAAAAAAAAUAAUAAUGCGAGAGACUAUUAUUUUGCAAGUUCUAGUCACAUCGACAAUUUUUUGAUUUCUUAAGAUAAGCAACACACAUAUUCUGUACAGUAUUCUAGUAAAUGACAAAUGCAUAUGUACACACUAUGGAAGCCUGUAUUUUAAUGAUAAGUCUCAUGUAAAUAAUUUCCCAUCAAUAACAUUAAAAAAAAGAACUUUAUGACGAUAAAUUGUAAAUGUUCGGGGUCAAUAAUAAUUUAUUGUGUAUUAUUAUUAUUAUUAUUAAUA
This is a messenger RNA of Leptopilina boulardi, 3753 nucleotides long. Its product is annotated as discoidin domain-containing receptor 2-like. The record is from RefSeq and is a predicted model, not a curated record. Gene Ontology annotation, molecular function: ATP binding; protein tyrosine kinase collagen receptor activity; collagen binding. The transcript is spliced from 17 exons. Lineage: Eukaryota; Metazoa; Arthropoda; Insecta; Hymenoptera; Figitidae. The coding region runs from base 359 to 3127 and encodes 922 amino acids. Gene Ontology annotation, cellular component: signaling receptor complex. Gene Ontology annotation, biological process: protein phosphorylation; multicellular organism development; positive regulation of kinase activity.